AUGACCGAGUCUGUGUUUCUUGAUGAAGAGGAUACUGUUCCCGAUGACUCUGAUACAUCACUUGAUCUUGUUUUUAAUUAUGAAAAACUUGUUCAAGAUCGUAGCAAAAUGCAUAAACUGAAUGGAUAUUAUAUUGGAGCAUCGAAUAAUUUUGUAAGAGUCUUUACAUUGAACGGUAGAAAAUACUGGAUCUCUCAAGCCUUGUGCAAUCAUCGAGCGCCAGAUUAUAAAGUUCACUUCUCCGUAGUGCCUCAGGACGUUCCUAGAGCUUUUAAUUUAAUUUCUAAACAUUUCUAUCAACGAAAAUUGAAAUUUGGAAUGAAGGCCAUCAUGAUUGAUAAAGAAACAGAAAGUAAAAGCAUGAGUGAUGAGUCAUUCAAAUGGAAUACUCACACUGGUAAUGAUAAGUCAUUUACGUUGGAAUGGCCUCAAUCUAUGAGAGGUAGAGAGAUUACAUUGUAUAUUUAUAGAUACUAUGAAAUUGAAAAAUUGAAAAACAUCAGAGAGUAUUUGUGUGUUGGCGGUGAUCAUGAUGGAGCUUUAAAUUUGGAAAAUGUCACUACUGACAACACUAUGGAAACAUGUCAACAACAACAAGACACAUUGAAAAAUGAAAUUACUGUGAAGGACUAUUCCAUUUAUGACGAAACGAAUGUCAAAUAUCAUUAUUCCAAUUUUAUGGAAUUUACGUCACAUCCAUUCAAACAAUUUGAGUUGACAAAACAGGAUGAGGAAUCGUUGAGUUUUUUACGAAAAUGGGUGUUUGAAGUUGAACAAAUUUUGGAAAGAGAGAACAUUCAAAGUAAUGGGUGUGCAGACGGUGACUUGUCACUUGGCUUAAAAUACGCCUCAUUCAGAAAUGAAUCAUUUAUUCCAGUUAUUGAUGCUCAAACCCACAGUGCUGACAAACAUGCCUUGUCAUCGAAUGAAGUGAACGAAUUAUUUAGAUAUCCUCCAAAUUAUUCAGGUUGGAAUGCUGCAAAUUAUGAAGAGGCAACGACAAUUGCAGAGAACUUUAAGAAUUCGACCAUGAAUACUUUCAAUGCCAUGUUGUGUGACUAUGCACCUUUAAUUUUGUUCUUUCUAAUUCCAAUAACCAUUGGCGUGAUCAUGAAGCAUGGAAUGUAA
This is a messenger RNA of Naegleria lovaniensis, 1128 nucleotides long. RefSeq lists its product as uncharacterized. The record is from RefSeq and is a predicted model, not a curated record. Lineage: Eukaryota; Heterolobosea; Eutetramitea; Acrasida; Naegleriidae. The coding region runs from base 1 to 1128 and encodes 375 amino acids. The transcript has a single exon.